Messenger RNA from Schistocerca americana (American grasshopper), 1905 nucleotides. RefSeq lists its product as uncharacterized. NCBI's taxonomy places the organism in Eukaryota, Metazoa, Arthropoda, Insecta, Orthoptera, Acrididae. The transcript has 5 exons. The record is from RefSeq and is a predicted model, not a curated record. The coding region runs from base 83 to 895 and encodes 270 amino acids.
UGAUGGAGGUCAGGUGACCAAGAUCUCGCAUAUCUCAGUUGAAAGCGUCAGUUACGGAGAGCGCAGCGUAAUCAUUGCGGUGAUGGCGAGCAAGACUUUAUUUCUGGCCGCGCUUGUGGUCGUGUCCUGUGUGGACGCGUCUUGGCUCCCAUGGACUCCUCAGCUGCAAGUAAGAAACGAGGAAGCUGUGGAGGUGCCCGGCAACGACUUCAACAUCCACCACUUCAACGCUAGCACCAUUUGCUUGCGACUGUCCACCGCUAUCUCCAUCCAGCUGCAGUACACGACCGCCGACAAUCAGAACGGAACUUUGCAGGUAGUAGUUCCUCGCCUUACAGAAGACAACCUGGAGGGCAGUUGUGGUCCAGACGCCUUUAUCCAUGUGUCUUGGACUCCUGAAGCAACGACAGAAUCGCCGACGACAACUCCUGCGGCAGAGGAACCUACCGCUCUGAGAGUGGAAGAGACAUCGUGGUAUCAGGCCACAGCAUCCGACGUCAACAGCCUUCAUUUCAGCUUCGUGCAGCAGAACGACUCUUACUUCCUUGCAAACAUCGCAGGUGUCAUCAACAUCGUCGACGCUCCCGAGGACUUUCCAGCAGACAGCGCUGUAGUCGAGCUGUCUGUGAGUAACCAGACACUAUUCGAGGCGCCGCUGGGAGUCGUGUCCAUGUGCUACGGAACAACAGUCAUUGAAGCGGACUUCGUCCGCAACGUCACAGCCGCCAAUAUUACUAUGACUGACGUUCAGCUGCUGGCCUACUACGAGGACUCAUUUUGGCCUAAUAAAGUGACAUCGUGCAAUCCAUCUUCUGCAGCGCCAAAACUGGACAGCAGGGUGUCUUUCGUCCUGGGUAUGGUGGGGGCUCUGUUGGUCAACGCCCUACGGUGGUGACCUCCCACAGAAGAAGAUGAGGCAGUCAGGCAGCGUAACGUUCUACGUGAUUUCAAGGCUACCUGAUCCAAUAUCAAAUCCAUCCGAUCAUACCUGGGGCUACAUUCUCACAUGAACUGACUCUACAAAAUUUUGACAGCUAACGACUGUUUAGCUCUAAUUUCUAAUGUUCAUCUAAAUUUAGAGCAAUAAAAUUCAAUAAGCAAUGACACAAUAUCAUGGACAAACGCACAAGGGCUAUUCCGAAAGUAAAGUCCGAUCGGUCGGGAAACGGAACCCACAAUUAAAUCAAAAAUGUUUUAUUUGAAAUAGUUUGCAUCACCAUCCAGGUACUUCCGUACAUAGUCGCCGUUCUCACUUAUACAUCUGUCAUAGCAUUGUACCAACUUCCUAAUACUUUCGUCAUAGGAGGCAACUGACUGUGAUUUCCGCCACUUCUCUAUGCUGGUGUGCAUUAUGUAGUACGUGCCAUAAUGUUGUUUUCAUAGCCAGCGGUUAAUGUGAGCAGAGACGAACAUCAGAGGGAACAGAGUCUAGGCUGUAUGGUGGGUGAUCAAGAAGGAAAUGCAUAACGGGUACGUUGUGAGGGGUUGCAUGACAUCAGGCAAAACCUUGCAGCAGCCACCCACACUUGGUGGGAGACACUAUUGUUCUAGGUAUCCUUAAGUCCUCACUCUGAAAAGAGCGAUGUGACGUGGUUGACAGGCACACUAAAGACAUUGCCGAACGUAUCUGUGUGAAGGUGCAUCACUGUCGUUUCCAUUUCGCGAUCUAUCGGACCGUACUUUCCGAAUAGCCCUUAUAUCAAGAGGUGGCCCAGUUGAACCAUCACAGAUAUUAUUAUUUUGGUUUUGUAUAGAGUAAGUAUAUUGUACUAUGAUAAAAAGCAUUAUUCUUCUGCUUCCACUGUGAUAAAGUACUUGUAAAUGUUUGUUGUUCGUGAAAUUCGUGUAAUGAAACGAAACCAUAUUCUACUGUUCUUAGUAACUAAUACGAAUAUUGUUCUACGA